Strigops habroptila (Kakapo) is the source of this 6423-nucleotide messenger RNA. It is a transcript of the gene TOPAZ1, whose product is annotated as testis and ovary specific PAZ domain containing 1. The transcript is spliced from 20 exons. Gene Ontology annotation, biological process: spermatocyte division; spermatid development. Lineage: Eukaryota; Metazoa; Chordata; Aves; Psittaciformes; Psittacidae. Gene Ontology annotation, molecular function: protein binding. The record is from RefSeq and is a predicted model, not a curated record.
GCCGUGCCGCCAUUAGCCCCGGCAGCGGGCGCCCGCGGCGCUUUGCGGGCAGGCGGCGCUGAGACGAAGCGUCGAGGGCCCGAUCGGUGGACGAGGGCCGGGGCGAGGGCAGCGGCGGGGUGGCGCGGGGGUUGCUGUGGCGGCCGGGGCGGCGCGGGAGGCGGCGGGCUGCGUGGCACGGGCGGCCGCGGUGCGGCCCUUGGGGCGGGGAAGGUGCGGGGCUGCUUCCUCGUCUCCUCUGCGCGGUGAGGGUCUGCUGCGGGCUGCGGGGCGGUGGUGGGCGCUCACUCGCUGGUGGGCGUGGGCUUUCUUUCCUCAGGCGGCCCGGGCUUGCUUUCUGUCAGGCCGGGCUCCUCCGGGGUGACCCCUGAGGCCUUAAGGAGGUUGCGCUCCUCUCUUGGUUAGGCCUGUGCCUGCCUUAGGUGCCAGGCUAGCUGGGGUGCCGCUGUUAAAGGUGCACUGGUGAGUGGGUUUUGUUGCUGAUUCUAGGCACAUACGAUGCCGCGGUUAAGGUCAGGGAAGGUGGUAACUGGCAGUGACGUGAACUUGACUGACAGGAUGGUCCCCAGCCCAAGCUCUCUGUGCGCGGGGGUAGGAUGCGAGGCAGGGAACGUGUUGGUAGUCAAGCAGAGUUGUCACCUGCCACCAGAGAGAAAACCUGAGCAGCCCUUAUCUUGCUGUCUGCAACCUGUCGUGCUCUCCAGCAUUCUGUGCGAACAGUAUGCUCCUCCUGCACACAUGCAGAAGGAGCAAGGUGAGAGUAGCCAGAGACUCCCAGGUAAAAAAACCAAGCAGAUACGGUGCAGGAGGGUUGCCAGAAUCAGCAAGGGUCUAGAGCUGCCAAUUUCAGACACUGCUAUAUGUGAAGAUUGGCAGGCAGCAACUACGGCUGCAGUCACUUCCUGGGAAAAGACUGGAAGGACAGGGACAGAACAAGGUCAACAGCCAUUUUUCUCAGAAACUAGUUUGCAAAAUAAAUUCUUGGCAGGGAUUGAAAGAAAAGAACAGAACUCAGAAGAACUAAACUGCUCAGCAUUCCAGGAGAGUUCAGGGAUUUCAGGAGAAAAAGGCAAGUACUGCUUUAUGGAAAUAAAAUUACAAAUCCCAUCCUCAGAGGAGGAAGUCGAGAGCAUAGAGAGACAUGGAAUUUCCUGUUUGCCAGAACCAGAGGUGCUGCAACCCAGAAACAGCAUAUAGAGUACUGAAAUGAAAAGCACUCGCCUCAUAAUGAUACUGAAGAUGCAAAUCCCAGAUCUUAAGAAGGCUCAGGAAUCCUUGUCUCAACCAACACCUCAGGAAGAAGUAGUUAGGCCCAAGAAGUCAGAUGGGUGUUCUUUGAUUGGAUCAAGAAAGUCAGGGACACAGGAGAAAGGAAAGAGAUGCUUGAGCAAGAAAGGCAGGGCACCCUUGAUGAAACCAAAACUACAAGGUCCCAGAGAGAAGGGUAGAUGUGCCUUGCUGGAGCUGCAUACACAGCAUCCAGAGUCCAAGAAAGCUGUGAGUCUGGGGAAGGACGGAAAGGCUUUGGUGUCACAGUGGCUACAGGGUUUGAAGGAAGAAUGGAAUGCAAUUGAGCAAGAUUCUGGUACACAGGCUGUGAAGAAACUUAAGACAAAUCAAAAUCUGUCAGAAGAUUCUAAGGAAAAGGAACCUCACUACUGUAAAUCUCCUACAGUUGCUGCUUUAGGUGGGACCCAAAGCAAGAACUUUCUAUGCCAUCCUGUAACAAAAAAGUCCGGUGCGCAGUGUAAAAAAAGGAAACCCAGAACUGAUCAAAACAAGUGCUUGCAAAGUUUUAGCGUGACUACAGCUGAAGAAGUGAGAAGUGUAUCUGCAAAAUGUGAUGCUGAACAUUGCAGAAAAGCCCUAAACCAUUGCAGUGGCUUGCUCUGUGCAGCAGGAAAGAAUCCAUUUGUGAGAUUAGAGGCCUGUAGUUACAUCAAUACAUUUGUGAAAUCUUCAGCUAGUGGAACUACCAGCAGUUAUAAAUUAAGUGGGUUCUUCCAUAUAGCCCAGGAUAAAGGAAAGCGUGUUUUUCCUGAUGGUACUGUAGAACAGAGGGAUAUGAACUGCAGCACUAGUAGAAUGCAAAAUGAAGGAUCACCCAUAAAAGGUGGUUUAUUGUUCAAUAAAGAAAAAACUCAAAACAGAGAAGAGUGUUUUUCAUGCUGUCAGAGUGAAAGCAGUAAGUGUUUAACAGGAAGAAAGUUGAAUAUUGGUAGAAAGCCUAGGAAAAAGAGGAAAAUCACUGAGAAAUCAGCAGUGCAGAAUAUUUUCACAGACAUGGCUAAUGGCAGUGAGUAUGAGUUACAAACAGAAGCGGCACUUGCCAUGUCAAGUUCCUUUGAUGUCUUGGGACUAAAUCGUGAAGAAAUUACUCUGUCAGGUUCAUGUAAUCGUACAGCAAAUCUUCAUAUAGGAAGAAAUACUCAUGAAGCACAAAAUGCAUCAGUCUGGAGAAAAAAGAGUACCAAAUUACUUGCAUUUGAAGAUGGCUUUAAGAAGACAUCGGAGCUUGCAGUAACAGCAAAAGAAGAAAAUUCAAACAGCGUGGCACAUCAUUCUGCUGGCUCAGGCAGCCUGAGAGUGCUGGCUGAGGUCCAUGGUGUUUCUAACAGUCACAAAAGCAAGACAGCUAAAAAAUUGAACAAAGUUAAUAAGAAGUUGCAGCAGUUUACCUGUCAAAGAACAGUACCUAUGACUGGUAAAAAUGUUUGGCAUUUUGAAUCUUGUGCCAGGACUUCUGAAUGGGUUCAUAAAAAUCUUGGGUCUAGCUCAGAAGGAAAAAGACUUGCAAGGGCUGCCUUCCAGGAAUCCUCUGAUAAAAGCAGUGUUGAAGCUGUAGGAAGCAAUGCUGUGACUGGGAAUUUGAGACAGUUGGAUUUGCCUAUGUCAUUGGAAGAAAUUAAUGAAGAAUCUACACGCGAAAUAAUAGAUUCAAAUACUGAAUGUCUCACUUUACUUGAAACACUAGGAUCCUCUCCCAUGGGUAUUGAUGAGACUUUGAGAAUGAGCAAUGAAAUUGUGCAGUCCCCAGUUAAUAUGGAUAGAAGCGCUGUGGCUUUUAGCCAUGAUGAUGUGCAAGAAGUUAAAGCAACCUUGAAUUUUACAACAAAGCAAAGAGAUAAAAAAAAGGGAGCUGUAACAAAAACAAACCUGUCUCUGACAGUCCGGAAAGGUACAUCUACACGUGACACAAACAGAAAAAACUUGAGCGGUAAGACAUCAGUAGCGAAGCAGGCAUUUUCUGAUUUAAAGCUAAUGAAAACAUUAAACACUGAAAACCUGACAAAAUUCAAAAUUCCUUUAUGCAGAAGCAAACCUGAAUCCAGGAAAUUGGAAUCUGUCCAUUCAUUUGAAAGAAUAACCUACAGUCCACUAGAGCUUCUUGACAGCAGUAGCAUUUCAACAAGGCAGAAGAUGAAUGAAGAGAAUUUCUUGGUAAAUUCUGAGCAGCAGCCCCUUCCUAUUGCGAGUGAUGCUACAUCUACAGCUUCCACAAAGGAAAAAGCAGAUGAGAUCAGCAGUAAGGACUUCCAGCAUGAUGGCUCUAAAAACCUUUCAACCUUGUCCACUCUCUCUGAACAUUCUGCUUUAUAUCCACAUCCUUUUCCUGACGGACAGCCAGAGUCACCUGUGCCUGAUUUCCAUGGUACUGAAUGUGUACUAAAAUCUGGUUUUCCUGAUCAUUCUUGGAAUGCAGCUGACCACCCUGUUGCAUUAGAAAUAAGUGAUGGUAGCAAAUCAAGUGGAACUCUUUCAGAACACCAAAGUCAGAAUAUUCCAGAUAUUCUUGAAGCUUACAAGGAAGAUGUUCUUGUCAUUGAUGUGAUUCAGGAUGACCCCGACCUUUUUGGAUACAAUAAUGAAGAGAAGCUUGAACUUGUAGAUUGUGAAAGUUGUUCUGUGAAGGAAUCCUAUGAUGAUAGCAUCUGCAUUAAAGAUGAAAAGCAGGAUCUUCAGCCUGAGUGUCCUGUUACCUCAGAAAAUAGAGAUUCAGUAGAUGAUAAUUUUAGACACAUUACCAUACAGGAAUCUGGAAUGUCAGAUGAUACUGAAAUUUCCUGUGAUUGGGUGCUAAAAGCUAAAGACACUAAAACCCACAACUCCUCCAGAGAAAGCAGUCCGCUUGCAAGUGUUACAGGUGUUACCGGGGGCUUUCUUGAAGAUGGGCAACCAAGAGAACUAGAUGAAUUUCUGAAGAGUUUUGACGUGGAUGAAAAGUUCAGGUUUGCAGAUGGAGUGCCUGAUGUUAAAGAGGAAAAAAAAGGUGAAGCUGAAAAAAGCAGUGACUGUAAAUACAAAGACCUUGUGAACUGUGGAUUGCUAUCAGGAUUGCCAUUGCCUGCCCCUAAAAUAAAUGUCCUCAGUGAAACUACAGAGGUGGAACCCCGGACAAAUGAUUACAGAUUUUCAGGAAAAAGUCUUUUACUGCCCUUGCAAAAUUCUGGAGAUUUUGAGCCAUGGAAGGUGGAAAAAAAUGCAAUUGCUUCUCAUUCAGUCCAGCAGAUCCUCGAGAUGAUUGAAUUGCCCCGUAAAUAUUGCAGAUAUUAUUUCAUGACUUUGCGGGGGUGUGAAAGAGCAAAAUGUUGGUUUUGGCACGUUCCUGAACAAGGAGAUGAAAAGGUUUGCAUGACAAUACUUAGGACAUACAUUACUAUCAAAGAAUCAGGCCUUCUAAAACGCGCAGUCCAAAUAUUUGUGAAAUAUUACAGAGAAGUUACUCCUGGUGUGGAUUUUGCUUCUCAAGUGCUGAAUGAUCUUCUGGUUUCUCUGCUCAAGAAAUGUUUGUUGCACGAAGUAUUUCAGAUACUGAAUGUCACUGUACAAAUCAGUACACUGCCAGCUGUAGAUGUUCUUCUGAAAAUUUUUGAGCAUGUGGCUUCUUUGAACAUAAGAGAUGCGGUGCCUACGUUAAUCAGUACCUUUUGUAAGCUCAUUGAUGCUGGUAUGUUCCUUGAGUCUGCACAUUUUGACUGUAUUAUUAAGUACCUUCACCAACUGAAAGUUUCCAGUCAGGAACUAAAUACUGUUUUGAAUAUAAAAUCCAGAUUUCAGGAAAGACAUUUUGAAAAGAACUGGGUUUUUGACUUCAACUUGGCAGUGGCUGAAAUUCAGCAUUGCAAAGAAAAAAAAGAUUGGGCCAAGCUGGGAGCUUUGUUUGUUAAUGCAAGAACUGGCUGUGAACAUUUUGAUGAUCUUCAGAAAUUGUCUCUAUGUAUUGCUGAAAUACUAACCAAAGACUCUGAGACAGACAGACCAGAAGUUCCUUUUUGUGAUUUUGCUGAUGCAGUAGCAAAAAAUUCACAACAUAAUGAAGCAGACAGAAUUUUCAUUGGAAGGAUUGGGAUAAGUGUAAUGUAUUCUUAUCACAAAGUACUGCAGUGGAUAAAGGGAAGGAAGGUUUUGGAUAAGUUGCAUGAGCUACAGAUACAUUUUACAGUCUUGAAAGGCCUCAUAGGUGCAGAGAAGUUAGCAUCAAGAUGCCAAAUUGUUAAUAAAGCUGCAGAAAUUUUUCUUAAAACAGGAAGUUUGGAUGGAGCAACAUGGGUAUUGAGAGAGUCAGAGUGGACCACAAAUACACCAUUGUGGCCCUGUGAUAAAAUGGACAUCCUCAGUCGACAUAAUCUGUUAUGUACACUAGUGCAUAAAUACUUGAGGAAGAGUUUAUACAGGCAGGCAUUGGAAGUUCUGCAGAACUUACCAGGUUUUCAAAAUCAUUCUGAUACUGUAGAUGUUUCUCAGUACAGCUGCCUUUUUAACAAGCUGAUAAAUGCCUGUUUUGAGAGCAAGAACCUUGGGGUCUCAUCUUCUGCAGUAGACUUCAUGCUUUCAAAAAACAUAGCUAUUGAUUUUUUUUUACUUAGAGAAUUAAUCACAGCUUUGGGAAGAAGUUCUUUGUGGUCUAAAGCUAGGACCUAUUACAAAAGUGCUUUAUCAUUGGGUUGCUACCCACCACCACUGCAGGGAAAUUUGUAUCACAAACUCCUGAUGAUUCCGUCUUACCUAUCAGAGGUUGAGAUGCUGUUGGCCAUUGAAAUAUUUCUUGUUUCAAAUGCCAGUGAUAUUCAAAGUCCAAUGGCCACUAGUCAGACUCUUCAAAUAAUACUGAAAAGAUGUGCAGAUCAGACAGUUCAGAAUAGCAGUGACUACCAGGCAGCAGUGGAGAGACUGGUCCUGGCUGCUCGUGUAUCUGAUCCAAAGCUUUUUCUCAAGCAUAUGACAAUGAAUGUUAAUAUGGAAGAAGUUUACAGCUUGGAGCUUACAUCUGCUCUAAAGUGGCUUCAGGAGAACAUGAAAUGGGCUGGGAAAGUCUGGCUGUUUCAGUAGUUAUUAAAUAGUCAAGACUUUUGGGUUUUAAUGGUUGAAUCAAUCAUUGUUGAAAAUAACACAAAUUAAUAAAGGCAGUUUCCCCUGUGUUCA